AUGGUCUCUAUGGUCGAGACCGCCUCCCAUCACGACCACAAUGACACCGUCAUGGACCCGGUCGUCCCCAAGUCAGAGCCUUUGCCUGAUGGUUCCAUCAGCUCGACGGUGUCCACGCCAGAUGCUGAGGCCGAACCCUUAACACAAGAUACCACCCAAACACAGAAGCGAAAAGGUGGUCGAAAACCUAUUUAUGCUACCUCAGAGGAACGGAAGCAGCGUAACCGACAGGCCCAGGCUGCCUUCCGUGAACGUCGUACGGAGUAUAUUCGUCAGCUAGAGACUACCAUCAAGCGCAAUGAGGAGUCUCUGCAGAGUCUGCAACAAAGCCAUCGCAGCGCGGCAGAUGAGUGUCUGAUGCUACGAUAUAAGAACUCGUUGCUCGAGCGGAUCUUGCUUGAGAAAGGCAUUGAUGUCCAAGCUGAGCUACGGCUAAAGACUGGGGCUCCAGGGUCAUCGGCCAAGCCCAACCCAGUGCCCGCCAAAUCGGGCAAUAUGCCUCGUCCCUCCCAAAGACAUCCAGCAGGCAUAGCCUCCAAGCCGGAUGCUUUCGCCAUCUCCCAGCGUGAAGGUGCCUACGGUGUUCCAUCGCCCCAGUUCCAAGCCACUCCGACUUCCCAUGUAUCCUCGCCAUCACACGCCAAAUCGCCAGGCUAUGGCUUCCAGGGUGGGAUGUCGCCUGUUGAGGUCAACGCCCAGGGAAAUGGACGUCCUCAAUUGCUACCCCAACCGCGGACGUUCACCAGCCAAACCUCACCAGGUGCAAUCAGUAUGCCCCAAACCGAUCCCGCAGAGAAGGCUCGUGGGCCUCGUGGUGCGCGAGUAGCGGCAGCUUAUUACCCAUCUCCCUUCCAGAAGCAUUAUGACCAACUCGAACAAGAGUACGACGCACAAGCCGAUCUUGUUGACGAUGACCACGACGGCUCCGUCAACGCCUCAUACGUCCCAGGCUUCACGCCACAGUCAGUGGCCUCGGGCUCUCACAUGACGGGCUACAAUCCAUCCCAAGAUGGAGCGCCCGGAGAUUACGGCAAUGCCAAUCAACUCAUGGCUCAAUAUGAGCCUAUGUUGGACGCAGAUCCGUUCGGGCUAAGUGCCAGUAUGCACUUCCCGACGCCGUUUAACUACGAACAGAACAAUCCUCGCUCUUGA
Messenger RNA from Penicillium subrubescens, 1152 nucleotides. Its product is annotated as bZIP transcription factor. The transcript is spliced from 4 exons. The coding region runs from base 1 to 1152 and encodes 383 amino acids. NCBI's taxonomy places the organism in Eukaryota, Fungi, Ascomycota, Eurotiomycetes, Eurotiales, Aspergillaceae. Gene Ontology annotation, cellular component: RNA polymerase II transcription regulator complex. The record is from RefSeq and is a predicted model, not a curated record. Gene Ontology annotation, molecular function: DNA-binding transcription activator activity, RNA polymerase II-specific; transcription cis-regulatory region binding.